AUGGACCCAGCCACCUGCAACGAGUCUCGAUGUGCCUCUGGGCCUCCCCUCUCGCGGGGCGGCAGUCGCACCGACCAGUCCAACAAGAUGGACACCUCGUCCAAGCUCUCGAGCGCUGGUGCAUCCAACGUCGGCGACCUCGCCUACGGCGUCGACGACGUUGCUGCAGCGCCCCCAGCCGAUGCCAAGAUCUGGACCUGGACCGUCUUCAUCACGGUCCUCACCAUUUCGCUCUCGGGCGCCACCUACGGCCUCGAGAAUGCCAUCAUGAGCCCGCUCGCCGCCAUGCCCCGCUUUGUCGAAAAGUUCCAGGGCGUCAACCCGGACACCGGCGACCUUACCUUUACCGCAAGCCACCAGUCGAUGCUCUUUUCCAUCCCGCUGAUUGGCACAAUCCUCGGCGCUAUCCUCUCUUCGCCGCUGCAGAACCGGUUUGGUCGCAAGUGGACCCUGUUCUCGACGUACGUGUUCAGCAUUCCUGCCACGCAGUUGCAGCUAUGGUCGCCCAACCUCGCCGCCUUCAUCAUCGGCCGCCUGCUCAACGGCCUCUCGUACGGAUGCGCGCUGUCCAUCGGCCCGCUCUACCUGGCCGACGUGGUGCCCGCCAAGAUCCGCGGUGGUGCCGUGGCCUCAACCAACCUGCUCACCAUCCUAGCCAACCUGCUCGCCGCCAUCUGCUGCUGGUCGACGGAGAAGACGUACAGCGACCGCCGGCAGUACAUGGUCCCGCUGGCGCUGCAGGCGGCGCUGCCGCUGCUCCUCCUGGUGCCGACGCCGCUGCUGCCGGAGUCGCCGGUGUGGUUCGUGCAAAAGGGCCGGAUCGACGACGCGCGCAAGAGCCUGCGCAAGGUGCGCCCCGUCUCGGACGCGGCCAUUGAGCACGAACUGGGCAUCCUGAUCCGCGGCGAGCAGGAGCGCAAGGACCUGGCCAAGGAGACGCGCUUCACCGACAUCUUCGCGCGCGAGCACCUGGUGCGCACCAUGGUGGCCGGCUCGUUUUUCGCCCUCAACCAGAUCAGCGGCAUCAUCCUCAGCACGACGUACGCCACGAUUUUCCUGACGCAAGUGGGCGUGGCGGAUCCGUUUGUCCUCACCGUCUACGCAUACGUCUGCCAGCUGGUGGCGGCGGCGCUGGCCAUCUACGCCCUGGAGCGCGUCGGGCGGCGCUCGCUGGCGCUGCCCGGCUUCGUCGUGCUGACGGCCAUCGACUUUGUCGCGGGCGCGCUGGCCUUUCGCUCGUCGGACCCGGCCAUCGCCCAGACGAUUGCCGGGCUGGCCAUGGUGUUCAACUUUGUGUGGACGCUGUGCUUCUACUCGAUCUCGCUGCUGAUGCCGUCGGAGCUGCCGACGCAGCGGCUGCGCAACUACACGAUGUCGUACGCCAUCGGGUGGGGCCAGACGACGGCCGUCGUCACGACGCUCGCCGUGCCCCAGAUCACGGCGGCCGAUGCGGCCGGGCUGGGCGCCAAGGCGUACCUCAUCUUUGGCGGGUGCAUGGCGUGCAUCACUGUCGCCGCGUUUUUCCUGCUGCCCGAGACCAAGGGCCGGACGUUUGUAGAGGUCGACGAGCUGUACGAGAUGCGGAUACCCGCCUGGCGGUGGAAGGCGGCCCAGAUCAGCCUGGAUCGGCAGAGGCACCGCUCCGUCGAUCUCGGUCUCGGGACGGGGGCGGUGCCGGGUGGCGAUACUGCUGCUGCUGCUGCUGCUGCUACGUCGAUCCAGUCGGAAAAGGCGGAAAAGGAUCGAAACGUCACCACGACCAGCGUCGAGAGUGCCUAG
This is a messenger RNA of Pseudozyma flocculosa PF-1, 1779 nucleotides long. RefSeq lists its product as uncharacterized. The record is from RefSeq and is a predicted model, not a curated record. Lineage: Eukaryota; Fungi; Basidiomycota; Ustilaginomycetes; Ustilaginales; Ustilaginaceae. Gene Ontology annotation, biological process: carbohydrate transport; transmembrane transport. Bases 1 to 1779 code for a protein of 592 amino acids. Gene Ontology annotation, cellular component: membrane. The transcript is spliced from 2 exons. Gene Ontology annotation, molecular function: carbohydrate:proton symporter activity.